Messenger RNA from Perca flavescens (yellow perch), 1590 nucleotides. RefSeq names its product T-lymphocyte activation antigen CD80. The transcript has 5 exons. Gene Ontology annotation, biological process: cellular response to lipopolysaccharide; immune response; cell surface receptor signaling pathway. The record is from RefSeq and is a predicted model, not a curated record. Gene Ontology annotation, cellular component: external side of plasma membrane. NCBI's taxonomy places the organism in Eukaryota, Metazoa, Chordata, Actinopteri, Perciformes, Percidae. The coding region runs from base 425 to 1357 and encodes 310 amino acids.
UGGCAACAUCCCAGCGCGUGGGUGAGGGCGUGUAUGAACUUUAAACAAGUCAAACAGGUCGGACCAAUCUCCAACAGGAUGCAUUCUUGGAGAAACUGACAGGGCUGAGGUCUUUAAAGUUGUUAAUGUCUAUACAUUUGUAUUUUUUUAACUGUUAUGUUAUGUAAUGUUAGUCAUUCAAUUUAGAGAAGACGCGCGCGCGCGAGAGAGAGCAGGUACGGCAACAAGUCGCAACAUGACUGACAGUGAAUUCAUUCAGAGUGAAUUUUGUGCUUAUGACUUGGAGUUUGCUAACGGGAGCGAGCAGAAGACAGGGGAGUAAAGUUAGACGGGUAAGUAAGUUAGUACGGUCCUGCAGUUAAAGAGGACAAUAUCUUUGAGUUGUUUUGGCGUCUUCUGUGCGCAAACGCGCCCUCAGCGGGCGAUGCCGCCGGUGGCUCUAUGGCGCACAGGACUGCUGCUCAGCUUCCUCUGUUCCUGCGCAUGUCUGGAGAAAGAGUGCGUCCUUGGCAUAGUGGGGCGGCCAGUCUCACUGCCCUGCGUUUACCCCCAGUUAUUAACCUCUGUGAAUGUUUCCAUUGAGUGGAGGAGAGGUGAAGAAGUAGUGCUCAAAUCAGUGUGGAAAAAGGAUGGCGAUGUGGAGGAAUGGAGCAUUAACAGGGCCACAACCCCAGCGGACGCAGCACUGACUGGGAACGUCUCUCUGCAGCUGCCCACAGUUGAUCCUACAGAGCACAACACCUACUAUUACAGUCUCCUCUUCAUUUCAGGGGAGAAUCACAGCACUGAGCUGUGCACUGUGUGCCUCAGGACAGCAGCCGGUUUCAGCUCCCCGCUGCUGCAGAGGGAAGAGGCCCAGCAGGGAGAUGAGGCAUCCUUCAUGUGUCACUCCACUGGUGGUUUUCCUGAACCUGCAGUUUACUGGCUCAUCAACAACACAGAGGAGCCCCCCGAAGGCUCAGUGAGGACCCUGGCGGCAUUACUCCCAGACUCCCAUCUGUACAACAUCACAAGCUACCUGACGGCCAACAUUUCCAAAGACGCCAGCGUGUCAUGCAUCGUAGAGAACCUGACCAUGAACGAAACCUUGACAUCUACAAAGUAUGGAUUGAAGGGCAGCCCUGUGGUGGGUCGAGCAUCCGCAGCCUUGUGGCUCUUGAGCACGGCUCUGUGUGUGGUGGUCGGGGCCAUGGUGCUGGCAGGAGUCAUCUAUCAGAUUCACCUGGACAGGAUGAGUAAUAGGAAGAAGAACGAGUACCUAGAGCAGCACCCUAACAGAGGAUAUAAACGUCGAUGUCCAGACAACGAGGAGGAGGUGGAGGAGAUGAAGCCGGAGGGAAAGGAGACCGAUGUGUAAAACAAAUCCUCAUUAACGGUCACUUUUCGGACCUGACUCAAAUAGAGCGCUGGCUUGUAAAUAUGGAUUUUUUUGUGACUGCUAGGGUCACCAUGUCAAUAUUCAAUACAAGUAGUGGGUCCAAUGUAGAUAUACGUAUAGUGUCUCUAACUAACCCUUGUGUUAAACCUUGUGUUGUCUUCCCGAAAACUUUUUCCCAAUGUUUUUUACGCCUUUUUUUUUUUUUUUUGCUU